This is a messenger RNA of Styela clava, 1760 nucleotides long. Lineage: Eukaryota; Metazoa; Chordata; Ascidiacea; Stolidobranchia; Styelidae. The record is from RefSeq and is a predicted model, not a curated record.
GUUGACCGUAUAAUGUAAAUAUGAAUAACAUGAUUAUGUUAUUCAUAUUUAUCUUUAUAAUACUAUCGCAAUCAAGCAUUACAGAUACUGGUACGGUAUGCAAUAGAAAGUAAACAACUGAACAAAGAGAAAGGACUUUCAGUUUAGUACACAAUACACCUUAUAAUGUAAUUAGGCAAAUUACUGUAUACAGUCUGACAGUAGGUUGUUGAGAGUAACCGCAAGUACCAUGAGUAUAGUGCAGUACCACGUCAGGAAGAGAUUUUUAUUUGUCUUUAUAAAUCAUUUCAUUGCAUAUUUACAGUCGAAUAUAUUGCCUGCUAUGCCAGUACAGCAGUAUGCCUGUACAGCUGUAUGCUGAUUAUGAAUUUAAUAUGCUUAUAAAUGUAUAAUGUUACCUAGUGCUGUAAUGCUGGUAGAUAAUAGGCAUAUAUAUGAUCUACGGAUAGACUUACCAUUUAUAUGAAACAAAGACCUGGACAUUGCAAAAUUAAACAAACCUUGGUACAAUACCGAGGAUUUGCAAUAUUCAAAUCAUUGGAAAAUGUGCGAUUUAUUCCGCAGUUUUGAAUAAUCUAACGACAGUUCAGCCAUUGUCAAGAUGUUAAGUUGGUGUAUUGAUUGUAUACUAAAUGCUGAAAUGUAAUAUCGCAAUAUAGUAAUUCUCACUGGACUAGUAACUGUCAACUGUAGUAAAGUAAGUUGUAAAUCAAUUGGGGAUAAAUUGUCUGCCUCGGUAAAAAAAUAAAUUUAUUUCAAAGAGUUAUAUAAUUUAUUGCCCAUAUAAAUCAAACUCUCAGCACAGUAGCGUAUUCAGUUCACUGAUUUAUAUUUAGUUAAAAGUUACCAUAGAGAAUUAGUAUUAUUUUGUUUACGAGAAAAAUGGAGCCUGCAUCUACUCUUAAAACUAAGUGGGAAGGCAGCGAGAUUAAAACAAUGCUUGGCAUUGUCCAAGAAAUGAAUUUGGUUGGUCUGCUUGACCAAAAGAAGUCCAGGUCAGAAGUUCUGUACAAAGAGGUUGAGAAACAGUUGACAGCAAAAGGAUAUGAAAAAAGGUUUGAGAACACCAUUGUUAUGUUAUUAAGUGGCAGCCUAUUGAUUCCAAAUUUCAGAAAAAUGUGUUGGCUUUUUAGCAAAAUAUCAUCAUUUACAAAUUUCCAACAAAUACGUAAUAAAGUCAAGGCGUUGCGUUCCAAUUUCAACAAGAUAGUACGUCUGAAUUCUGUCAGUGGGGCGGCUCACAAAACAUGCGAGUAUUACGAUGAGCUCUAUGAAAUUUUCGGCCAUCGUCCAGCAGUUGAUUAUACCCAUAUGGGAGUCAAUUUUGGAAUCACCAACACGGUGUCACUAGAAAUCGAGGAAUCACAGAAUGAAAUGCUUUUUAGCACACCAGAAGAUCAAGGUGCUGAAGAAGGGGCAACUUCCAGUACCGACAUUUCAUCUAAUUAUGGCGAGAAUUCAGAUUCUGGAAAAAGACAUUCUGUUGACUUGGAAAGCUUUUUCGAAAAGCAACGAAUAUGGGAAGAAAAUAUGAUGCGUGAACAAAUGGAAGCUCAUGCCAAAUUAUUACGAGAGGCUGUGCAAGAGAUGGGAUCGGUAUUUUCUGCAUGCGUUUCACAGCUUUCGAAAACUCAAGACACCAACAAAUGAAUCUCAAGUUUACUGGGCCACAACAACCAUACUCAAGUGUCGAAAAUGCGUUUAUUCUCAAAAUGACAAAUUGAAAUUGGUGCAUGCUACAAUAAAUAUAAAAACCAAAA